AUGUGGUAUUUUAUACUGUAGCUGAUUGCCAUAUUUUAAAACAAUAGCUCUAUAAAGUCUUCUUAGAAAUUUCUUGAUUCUACAAGAGACUAAAUCAGACUGAAUAUUUAAAAUUUUGACUUCGGUUUGUUCGUUAUAUCACCAUUUGAAGGGUACCCGAAUUCUUAUGAAAAUAUAUACAGAUACGUUAAUGUGACAGCUUCAUAUGAAGUAGAAUCCUAUGAAUACGUAAACUAAAAUGGAGAUACUUAUUAUGACUUGUUUUCAAAACAAUUAAAGUUAGUGAAAUGUAAUGAAAACAGAUUAUUUGGAAGUCACCUUCUCAAAGAUAGACUUAAAAGUUUUGAGUAUGAUGAGUCUUUCUGCCUUGAUGAAAAGUUCGAAAUAGAUUUGAAAGGAAAAUCUAAUUUCCUAGCAUUUUCAAUAAGUAGUUGCGAUUAAGCUUAUCUGAGUAGCAAAUUCCCAGGAUCAUAAUGUGAAAAAAAUACAACUAAAAUUAAAUAAUUCCUAGGUGAUGCAUAUGUAUUUAGUAUGAGUAUAGAAUAAUACUUUGACACUGAGGAUUUCAGUGAAAAUCCAAUUAAAGUAAAUGUAAAUAGUGAAAUAUUUAGUUUUUACUUCGAUCAGACCAAAGUAGCAUCAUAUGAUGUUUAAAACGGAGUGGCAAAGGUAACUGAUUCCUACCUGCAUGAAGGACUUUCAUAUGAAGAGUAUGGAUUUCUUUAAACAAAAUUAUAAUUUCUAGGAGGUUAUGAUAUGCCACUAGGAACAAGUAUAAAAGAUUACAUAGUCAUAAGAUUUGAAAUGAGUAAUUCAUUUUAGGUAAUAGAAAGACAGGUUGACAAUGUUGUUUAGGCUCUAUCUAAUACUGGAGGACUGGGUGGAAUCAUGCUGUUUAUUGUAAAAUUUCUAAUAAAUCCGCUGCAAGAAUUCCUGUUCUACUAAAGUUUAUUAAAGAAAACAUAUUUAAUAGAGAAGUAAAAAAUAAAGAAGAAUGAAGAUUUGGAUAAAUAAAGCGGAUAUAAGCCAUAAAAAUCUUUUUAGUCCUAAAAUUCUAAGAAUACUGUUUAAGAUUCUGAUGAAGAAAAGAUUGAGUUAGAUUCUGAUGAUUUUGAAAAGUUUUUAAAGCUGAUAUAUUGA
This is a messenger RNA of Stylonychia lemnae, 1140 nucleotides long. Lineage: Eukaryota; Ciliophora; Spirotrichea; Sporadotrichida; Oxytrichidae. The record is from the annotation of a GenBank genome assembly.